AUGUUGCCCUUUAUGAAACUCGUCGUAAUUUUGCUAUGUUUGAGAUUUUCUGCGGAAGAGUUGGUAAAGCGGAAUUUAAUGACAAGCAUUUAUAUUGUCUCAAAUAGUGAAAAGCAGACACAAUAUUUGCCUUAUCAGUACUACUUAGAGUAUUACUACACAACUUCUGCUCCCCACUCAAAUCAGCAGUGCGUGGGGCCGUGCGUGAAUAGUCAGUGUCCAGCAGGAUACGUAUGCAAUGCAUAUAAUGUGUGUUGCGCUCCGAUGCUUCGAAACUAA
Cylicocyclus nassatus is the source of this 279-nucleotide messenger RNA. NCBI's taxonomy places the organism in Eukaryota, Metazoa, Nematoda, Chromadorea, Rhabditida, Strongylidae. The record is from the annotation of a GenBank genome assembly.